Messenger RNA from Psammomys obesus (fat sand rat), 1263 nucleotides. RefSeq names its product thioredoxin 2 (gene Txn2). Gene Ontology annotation, cellular component: mitochondrion. Gene Ontology annotation, molecular function: protein-disulfide reductase activity. Gene Ontology annotation, biological process: cell redox homeostasis. The record is from RefSeq and is a predicted model, not a curated record. NCBI's taxonomy places the organism in Eukaryota, Metazoa, Chordata, Mammalia, Rodentia, Muridae. The coding region runs from base 104 to 604 and encodes 166 amino acids. The transcript is spliced from 4 exons.
CCCGGAAAUGACGCUAGGUCCGCCACUGAGGAAGUGACAACAGGAGUGCCCUUGAAGGGCAGGCCGUCUAGGCUCCGCAACCCUCCGCUCGCGCUGCCGGGAGAUGGCUCAGCGGCUGCUCCUGAGGAGGUUCCUGACCUCACUCAUCUCCAGGAAGUCCCCUCACGGUGGGUGGGCUUCCCUCACCCCCAGGACCCUGCAGAGCCCUCAGUACAGUGCCGAGGGUCAGGCAGGAACACUCAGCCCAGCCCGGACGCUACACACCUCCAGAGUGUGUUCAACAACCUUUAACAUCCAGGAUGGACCUGACUUUCAAGACAGAGUUGUCAACAGUGAGACGCCAGUUGUUGUGGACUUCCACGCGCAGUGGUGUGGCCCCUGCAAGAUCCUAGGACCGAGGCUAGAGAAGAUGGUGGCCAAACAGCAUGGGAAGGUGGUGAUGGCCAAAGUGGAUAUCGACGACCACACAGACCUGGCCAUUGAGUAUGAGGUGUCUGCUGUACCUACCGUGCUGGCCAUCAAGAAUGGGGACGUGGUGGACAAGUUUGUUGGCAUCAAGGAUGAAGACCAGCUGGAAGCCUUCCUAAAGAAGCUGAUUGGCUGACGAGCAGGGAAGAGCCCUGGCUGCCCUUGCCUGUUGGGAGCCUCUUUGGGGAGGAGCCUAGUAGAACUCUUAGCCCUCCGCGGUGGUCCUUCCUGCCCUGCCCCUCAUCCCUGUGGGUCUGACCUUGGGCAGCAGACCUCCAAACCUGGAAGCCAGCAGCGCUCCCAAACCAGCCCCCAGGCCAGAGUGGCCAGCAGAGGAGCAAUGCUGCCACCCUGCCACCGGUGUGGGGCCCCCUGUGCACCUCCUACUGUGUCCUCCUCCUGGGGCCUGUCCCUGUUCCCCCAGAUGCUGGAAGAGCCGGGGCCAGCCCAUACCCUGACCGUGUAGGUGGUCGCCCACACCCCAUCUCCAUGGUCCUUUGAUCUGAAUCCCCUAAGCCCUGGGCAUUUGCCUCUGGCACUUUUCCUCUCCUGCCUCUGUUCAUAAAGGAAACCAGAAGCUGAACAAGGGAGAGUAAUGUGAUUCUCUUAAUUUUUUGUAGGUCUGUAAUAGAGAACUUUAUGUGACCCUUCUACCUCUUGCUGUGAAGAACCGAGCCCACACGCUAUAGCUGUCCCUUUUCUCCCUUGACCCCUCCCUGGGUUAGCUGGGCCUGGUUCCCUGAGCAGGAGGAGCUGUGAACAAGUCAGACCAAUAAAACCAGGUUUGCACUGCCA